AUGAUGCAUCUCAUAACUAAGUUUGAAAACCUGAAGAUACAACUAGGAGCCAUAAAAUUAGCAACCGACAACUUUGCGGAUGAAAAUUGCAUCGGUAGAGGUGGGUUUGGCAAAGUAUACAAGGGAGAGCUUGUUCAUUCCAAAGGACAGAAGAUAGUUGUUGCUUUAAAGCGAUUAGAUCCAAAAUUUGGACAAGGAAACCCUGAGUUUUGGAAGGAAAUUAUUAUGCUUUCUAUUUACAAGCAUGAAAAUAUUGUUUCUCUAUUAGGGUUUUGCGACGAGAGUAACGAAAAGAUCCUUGUAUAUGAGUACGCAUCUAGGAGAAGUCUUGACUCAUAUCUCAAUAGAGAUGAUCUAACUUGGAAUCAAAGACUUCAGAUUUGCAUUGGGGCAGCUCGUGGACUAGCAUACCUUCAUAAUCCUGGUGGGACUCAACAAAGAGUGUUACAUCGUGAUAUUAAGAGUUCGAACAUCCUACUGGAUGAGAACUGGAAUGCCAAGAUCUUAGAUCUCGGUCUGUCCAAAUUUGCUCCUGCCAAUCAACAACACACCUUUCUUGUUACCAACGUCGUAGGCACUCUUGGUUAUUGUGAUCCACUAUAUAUUGAAACAGGUUUAUUAACAAAGGAAUCAGAUGUUUAUUCUUUCGGGGUAGUGUUGUUUGAAGUGUUGUGUGGGAGGUUGUGUAUAAGUAACAAAAAUGGUAUUCAUCAGUCGCUAACAGGAUUGGUGCGACACUACUACCCUCAAAACAAGAUGAGUGAUCUUAUAUAUAGUAACAUAAAAGACGGAAUGAAUCCCAGAUCAUUAGAUGCUUUUAUCACAAUAGCGUAUAUGUGUUUGAAGAGAGACUUGGAAGAACGCCCGUUGAUGGCCGAUGUCCUUAGAAUACUUGAAAGUGCACUCGAAUAUCAAAAUCAUGAUAAAAAGGUUGAGAUCAUGCAAAGGGAAGGUUAUAGUUCAAGCCAGUCUGAUUAUUAUCGAUUAAAGGUGAUUGCAACACUUACAAAUGGUGAGAAUUUUCAUUCAUCCGACAUUGUAACAAGCAUUGAGUUUAACCAUGAUGACAAACUAUUUGCUACUGCUGGCGUUUCAAGGCGUAUAAAUAUUUUUGACUAUUCAACGAUGGUUAAUGAACCCUCGGAAUUACGUUUCCCUUUAGUGGAAAUGCCAACUAGAUCAAAACUUAGUUGCUUGAGUUGGAACAAGCAUACAAAGAACCAUAUAGCUAGCAGUGAUUAUGAAGGAAUAGUAACCAUCUGGGAUGUAAAUACCCGACAGGGUGUGAUGGAGUUCAAAGAACACAACAAACGUGCCUGGAGUGUUGAUUUUUCACACCUAGAAUCGUCAAUGCUUGUUUCUGGUGGUGAUGACCAUAAGCAAGAAUCAAGUGUGAUCAACAUUAAAAUGAGUGCAAACAUUUGUUCUGUCAAGUACAAUCCAGGGUCGAGCAAUCACAUUGCGGUGGGAUCAGCAGACCAUUAUAUUUAUUACUAUGAUAUAAGGAACAUAAGCUAUCCUCUUAAUAUCUUUAUUGGCCACCAAAAAUCCGUGUCACAUGUAAAGUUUCUGUCAAAUGACGAGUUGGCAUCUGCAUCAACCGACAGUACCUUAUGCUUAUGGGACGUGACAAGAAACAUUCCCGUUCAGAAGUUGAAAGGUCAUGCAAAUUAUUUAAAUUUUGUGGGGCUUUCUGUAUACCGUGAUUUUCUUGCUUGCGGCAGUGAAACUAAUGAAGUAUAUGUUUAUCAUAAGGCGAUGUCAAAACCGCUGACGUGGCAUAGAUUCGAGACACUGAAUGUAGAGGAUAGUGAUAAAGACAGAGGGUCUGAUUUUGUUAGUGCUGUAUGUUGGAAGAGUGAUAGUCCCACGAUGUUGGCUGCUAAUAGUCGGGGCCUGGUUAAAGUUUUGGUUCUUGCACCAUAGAUCUUGACCGCUGAUUUAACUAGCUCAAACUUGUCUUCUUUUCUAUUUUGUAUAUACUGAUAAGUUUCUUUUAAGUAAGAGAGUAUAUGGUCUUUAUUAAUUUUAGUUUGUAAGAAGGGAAAAGACAUUGUAUGUUAAC
Messenger RNA from Lactuca saligna, 2065 nucleotides. The record is from the annotation of a GenBank genome assembly. Lineage: Eukaryota; Viridiplantae; Streptophyta; Magnoliopsida; Asterales; Asteraceae.